AAAAUUCUUAGGCACGAGGCUUGAUGCAGAGCAUGUUACUUGGUAUGAUCGAGCCCUGCAGUGCCAGACUCCAACAAACGUUAAGAGGCGGCAGUCACCCCUACCUUCCCUUUCCGUUGUUCCAACUAAACCGUGGGCUCACGUCUCCAAAGCCAAUUUCCCUUCUUUCUCCGAUAAAUACCUCUUCUUCGUCCCCAAAUCAAAGAAACAGACACAAUCAACAUCUCCUACAGAAAGAAGCAAUGGUGGCUCUUCUGGUGGCAACCACGUCCGACCCAGCUUCCAUCAACCCGGCCAAUGCCCUAUUGGCCAUGCCAGGGUGGCAAACAGGACCUCAUUUCCAGGAUGAUAUGAAGAGCUUUGUGAAUGAAGGUUUGAGGGUGUUGCUACAUGGGAAGAGCAUAGUGGUGGAGGAUGACUUGGACAAGAGGUGGGAAGAGGUGACUGGUGAGGCUGUUGAUGAGGUCAUCUUCUUCAGCAAGCACACUGCUGUUUCUAACAAACCUGCCCUCACCGUUCACCCCAUUGGUGUUCCUCAUUUGCGUGAAGGUGAUGUUCCACCCCAGGGUGGGAGGCCUGGCUGGGCAGCGCUACCAAAUCCUAGGAUUGGGCCUUGGCUUCGGCUUUUGAAAAAUAUUGCUCAGGCUCAUAAUCUCAUCCCUGAAUUUGAGAUUACUUUGGAGGCAACUCACCAUGGACCAUUGACAAAUAAGCCAACCAUGUUUCUGGAGAUUGGUAGUACUGAAGACUAUUGGAAGAGGCAGGAUGCUGCUCAAGUUAUGGCACAGUUAGUUUGGGAAGGACUUGGACUUGGAGGUGGGACAGAUGUAGGAAACUGGAGCAGGGAGAAUGAUAAAAAGAAAGUCCUUCUUGGGAUAGGUGGUGGACAUUAUGCACCUCGGCAUAUGGACGUAGUAUUGAAAGAGGAUGUAUGGGUGGGUCACCUACUUUCUGGAUAUUCACUGCCAAUGGAAGAUCCAAACCAGUCAAAAGGAGAAAAUAAUGUAGAGAUUGGUGGAACAUGGAGAGAAUCUAUAAAAGCUGCAUAUGAGGCCACUAAAUCUGCCUUUCCUGGUGGAGAAAUUCUUGCACAUCUUGACCACAAGAGUUUCAAGGGCUGGCAGAAGAAUGCCAUAACAGGGUUCCUUGCAGAGCAGAACAUUAAAAUUGGAAAACCAAAUAACUUCUAUUGAGAAACCUUGGCGGAUGCUAUUUUGAACAUAGCUUCUGCAGAGCACAGAGAGAAGCUGAAGAUUUUGGUAAAUCAUACUUGCAAUAUAAUUAAUUCAGUUCAUUUGAGGUCAUUGUGAUAGUGAAUGGGUAAGUGAAGUUUGAGAUAAACUGAUUUAUCCAUAAAUUCCAUUCCAAAUGAAAAAUAAUAUUCACAUUGAUUAAAAUCACUAAAUUAAUGACUAUAUAGAAGGUUGGCAUUUAUUCCUGUUUGUACUCGGAGAAUUAUAUCCUGGACCAAUGAUGGAUGUAUAGCAGUAUUUUAGUCAAAUUCAAUACUAUGUAGUUCCAUGAACACUUACAUAUUCAUGACUUGCCUGUGAAGUGUGAAGCUUGCC
Molecule: messenger RNA, 1568 nt
Organism: Abrus precatorius (Indian licorice)
Lineage: Eukaryota; Viridiplantae; Streptophyta; Magnoliopsida; Fabales; Fabaceae
Product: D-aminoacyl-tRNA deacylase
Exons: 9
Coding region: 24-1193 (389 amino acids)
Molecular function (GO): D-aminoacyl-tRNA deacylase activity
Source: RefSeq, a predicted model, not a curated record